This is a messenger RNA of Pseudomassariella vexata, 1277 nucleotides long. RefSeq names its product aspartic peptidase domain-containing protein. The coding region runs from base 10 to 1050 and encodes 346 amino acids. Lineage: Eukaryota; Fungi; Ascomycota; Sordariomycetes; Amphisphaeriales; Pseudomassariaceae. Gene Ontology annotation, molecular function: aspartic-type endopeptidase activity. Gene Ontology annotation, cellular component: fungal-type vacuole. The transcript has 3 exons. Gene Ontology annotation, biological process: proteolysis. The record is from RefSeq and is a predicted model, not a curated record.
CAGUACCUAAUGUCUGUCGGAAUCGGUAAUGGGACUUGGUUGAUGAUACCAGAUACCGGAAGCAGCGACACGUGGUUGAUGUCCUCCAGUUUCAAGUGUCUCGAUCGUGCACACAACCCGCAGGAGCAGGCUUACUGCAAGUUUGGUCCCUCGUACAACGGAGACUUCUCUGGAGGCAAGAUUACCGACCAGCAUAUGAACAUCACAUACGGCGGCGGGGACUCUCUAAAUGGUGACAUGGGCUAUGCCGACGUCACGGUAGCUAGCAUCACAGUUCCCAGGCAGGAAAUGUCUCUAGUAACCACAGCUAGCAUUCGUGGCAACGGCUUGUUCUCGGGAAUCCUGGGGUUGGGCUUGCGCGGCCUUACCACCGCCUAUCAGGGAACAGAUCCGUCUAAAGAUAAUGAAAACACCACGACGAGAUAUGCCCCCAUCAUUGAAACCAUGUCCCUGGACGACGCCAUCGAGCCGGUCUUCAGCAUUGCAAUGUCACGAGACGAUGAUCGCUCGUACGUCUCAUUCGGCGGCGUUCCUCCUAAUGUGCAGACCGGGGAGUUCGCCAGCACACCGAUUCUACAGAUGGGAUAUAAUGGCGGGCCCAAGGACUAUUUGUACUACGCCAUGCGCCCGGAAGUACUCAAGUGGAACAGCAGCACAUAUAGUCAGAACUGGACCAAACCAGACGGCAUGAUCGUUGACACAGGCACGACGCUAAACUACUUUCCCAGCGAUAUCGCCUUCUCCAUCAACUCACUCUUCAGCCCUCCAGCCGAGUACAACGGCGGCACAUUUGCUGUAUUGUGCGAUGCCACUCCACCGACAGUCGAAAUCGGCAUUGGUGGUAAGCUGUUCCAGAUCGCCCCGAGCAGUCUGAUCCUGCCAGAAACGAAGCAGAGCAACAUUGAUGGCGACUAUUGCUUGACUGGGAUCGCCACUGGGAGCAACGUUUUGAUUCUCGGAGAUGUUUUCCUGCAGGAGAUGUUGGCCGUUUUUGACGUCUCUGAUAAGAAGGAAUUGAAGUUUGCCAUGCGCACCGACAAACCUACCUGAGUCGCGGCGAUGCUUUUGGGAAUUUGAUCUGGAAGAAGCAGUGAUGAGCAAAGUAUGCAAGGAACAAUGUCAGGCUUAGACAUCACGGGGCUGUCAACGAUUUUACGUUUGUGAUUUAGUAUGGAAACGUUGCUCUUCAGAUGAAGGCAAUAUUGAAUCGAAAAGUAUAUGACUCAAAGAGCCUUUCUGCACAUGAUCGAGUUCCCGCGACAGGAAACUAUGAAGGC